This is a messenger RNA of Seminavis robusta, 1615 nucleotides long. The record is from the annotation of a GenBank genome assembly. Lineage: Eukaryota; Bacillariophyta; Bacillariophyceae; Naviculales; Naviculaceae.
AGAUUUCGAGAAAGAUCCAAUUGCUCUUUGGUGUGCGAAUCCUUCUGUGAUACUGGAGGGAGAGGGUUCACCUUCGGCAACACACACAACAGAGCCUUCGAUCGAGAAAGAAGUGCAACCAAGCAAAAAGGUCUCAAACGGAAGCACUACAUCUCUCACCAUACCAACCUGAGUUGCUAAUCUUGUCUCUUUCUCCACCAUGUCCCGCGAUGACUACGUCGAGCGUAUGAUCCCGUCGGAUUUCCGCAUGAUUUCGGGAUGCGAAGAUGCUCAGACGAGUGCCGAUGUGUCCAAUGUGGCCAACUUUAAGUUGCCGGAUCCAGCUGGUCGAGCCGGAGGCGCCUGUACUUCGGCUCUGUUGCAGAUCUUGUACAAUGAUCACAAGGAUACGGCCAAGGAUUUGAGCUUUGAUCAGGUCCUUACCAAGAUGCGUGGGGCCCUCAAGGACAUGGGCUUUACCCAGAUCCCCCAAAUGACGGGAUCUCGUCCCGUCGAACUCAAGGCGCCCUUUCAUAUCAUCCCACCUGGUUUCAAUGGAACCAAGAGAGCCAUGUUGAUUGGGAUCAAUUACACCGGGCAGGAUGGAGCUCUCACGGGAUGUCAUAAUGAUGUCGAAAAUAUGAAGGAAUACUUGAUGGAUGUCCAUGGGUUUGAGGAAAAGAAUAUUGCUAUUUUGCGUGAUAAUGGCACGGACUAUCUCCCCACACGGGCCAACAUCUUUUGGGCCAUUCAGUCUUUGGUGCGCAACAGCCGUGCGGGAGAUGUCGUAUUUACCCAUUUCUCGGGACAUGGUGGAAGAGCCAAAGAUGACGAUGGUGAUGAAGAGGAUGGAUUUGACGAAUGCCUCGUACCCGUGAACUACAAGACGGCCGGUUUGAUUCGUGACGAUGACCUCUACACUGCCUUAGUUGGCCCCAUGGCUCGUGGUGUCACUGUGACCUCCCUUAUGGACUGCUGCCACUCUGGCACCGUUCUGGACUUGCCCUACGAGUUCAAGGCCAAUGGUGUUGGAGAAGCUCGCAUGGUCAUGCCAGCUGCCUUUGGUAUUGAGCAUUUGAAAAAGUUGGUACAACGCUUCCACGAAAGCAUGAAGGAAAAGCGCAACGAAAUCAUGAAGAAGGAAUUCAAAGAGUUUGCCGAUGCCAUGCUCUUGCCGGGUGAAGGUUGCAACGGUGAUGAUGUUGUCAAACUUUUCAAGGAUGGCUUCCAAGCCAAGUACAAGGCUCAAGGUCUCUACCUUUCGUACAAUGACUGCGCCAAGUUGUUGGGUGAUUGGAAUGCCGAAUUCCCCAAGGCGUCCGUGACGCCCAAGGGUUGGUUCAUGGGAUUCCACAUCAACCCUUCCUUGGUGCGACCCGCUUUCCGUACUUAUGGAAUGUAGACAGACUGAAGGAGAUUGACAUCUAGCCUUUUUUCGGUGAAUGGCGAUAGGAUGGAGUUGCCGGUUGUGAGCAAUGAAUUAGAUUGACACGACAACUCUCACUUACUGACAGCGAUUCAGGUUGGGGUCACAAUUUGGAUCGAUUCAUCGUAGCAAUCAUCAACAGACAGGACAAACGAUGGCGUCAAUCACUUUAGUUUUAUGCAUAUUUUAAAUGGAUACGUUAAGUGAUGC